AUGAGCCGCUCCAUUUCGAGGGCGACGCCCUUUGCGGGCGUCUGCCGCAACUUGAACAACUAUUUCCUCCCUUCACAGCGCAACGGGUCCACCCAGAGCAUGCGGCCAUUCUCGACGUCUUUGGCCCGCCAGGUCGCAUCCAACAGCAGCGGCACCUCUCGCCGGCCAGUGCCUACGGCCGCACGGAGAGCCGGAGCCGGGCCAUGCGGGAACUGGCAGCCACAAUCUCUGCCAGUGAUGCAGCGGAGGACGAAAUUCAAGACUGUGGAGGAGGCCAAGAGCCGGUACCGGUCAGGACCCUUCUCGUGGAAAGCAGGUGUGCUCUUUAUCCUUGCCGGCGCCGGUCUGAUGUGGUACUUUGAGCACGAAAAGGAGCGCAUGAAGCGCAAGCGCAUCGCCGAUGCCAACAAGGGCGUCGGCCGGCCCAAGGUCGGCGGCCCGUUCAACCUCAUCGACCAGAACGGGAAAGCCUUUACAGAAGCCGACCUCAAGGGUCGCUUCUCGCUCGUCUACUUUGGCUUCUCGCACUGCCCGGAUAUCUGUCCCGAGGAACUCGACAAAAUGGCGCGCAUGUUUGACGCCGUCGAAGCGGAGCAGCCUGGUGCGCUGCUGCCCGUGUUUGUGACGUGCGACCCGGCCCGUGACACGCCCGAUGUGCUCGGCAAGUACCUGGUGGAGUUCCACCCGCGCUUCGUCGGUCUGACGGGCACGUACGAGCAGAUCAAGGACAUGUGCAAGACCUACCGGGUGUACUUUAGCACGCCAAAGGACGUCAAGCCUGGCCAGGACUACCUGGUCGACCACAGCAUCUACUUUUACCUGAUGGACCCAGAGGGCGACUUUGUUGAGGCGCUGGGCCGUCAGCACUCACCGGAGCAAGGUGCCAAGUUGAUUGCCGACCACAUCAAAGACUACAAGCGGGGGCGGUAG
Messenger RNA from Sporothrix brasiliensis 5110, 930 nucleotides. RefSeq names its product protein sco1. Gene Ontology annotation, cellular component: mitochondrial inner membrane. Lineage: Eukaryota; Fungi; Ascomycota; Sordariomycetes; Ophiostomatales; Ophiostomataceae. Gene Ontology annotation, biological process: intracellular copper ion homeostasis; mitochondrial respiratory chain complex IV assembly. The coding region runs from base 1 to 930 and encodes 309 amino acids. The transcript is spliced from 2 exons. Gene Ontology annotation, molecular function: copper ion binding; copper chaperone activity. The record is from RefSeq and is a predicted model, not a curated record.